AUGGAAGAACUUUUGAGAAGGAGACAAAAAUUAGAGGACGAAUUAAAGAUUCUCCAACAAGAAAUCUAUCAAUCGGAGGAGAAUUACAUUCAAGAUACAUGGCAUAAUGGUAAUGCAAUCAAAGGCUACGAUGGCUAUUUAUCAAACAAAUCAUCACAGAGAGGAAAAUCAUCAUCAUCAGCUUCAACCUCUUCAUCAACAUACAAAAUCAAGGAGAAGGACAGGAUAUUCUCAGAUUCAUCUCUAUUUCUCAAGUUUGAUAAGAAGGGACGUAGAGAGAGGGAUACUUCAUGUCUUUCCUAUGGAAGAAUUGAAUUUGUUGAUGAAUCGUCUUUAAUUUGGGAUCCAGUUCCAAUUAAUAUUCAUCAUUCAAUGUCAUCUUUUUCUAUGAGUAAUAAUAAUAUUGUUAAUAGUAGUGAAGAAGAGAAUGUCAUGCUAAAUGGUGAUCAAAGCCUUUCGGAUCAACAUUUAAUGCCUCCACCACCAAAACAAAUUAGAAAUCAAUUUUCUAACAAGUGA
Messenger RNA from Naegleria gruberi, 519 nucleotides. RefSeq lists its product as uncharacterized. Bases 1 to 519 code for a protein of 172 amino acids. The record is from RefSeq and is a predicted model, not a curated record. Gene Ontology annotation, cellular component: histone acetyltransferase complex. The transcript has a single exon. NCBI's taxonomy places the organism in Eukaryota, Heterolobosea, Eutetramitea, Acrasida, Naegleriidae.